AUGGGCUCCUCCACUCCAAACGAAGUAGCCCCGCCCUACGAAGAACUAUACUCACAGCGGCCAUCAAACCCACUGACAGGCUACUCCCGCGUCGCCGCCGCCGACGAACUCGAUCUCGAGCGCGACGCACACCAGCACGAUUCAACAUCUCACGAUGAACUAAACGAAUCCCAGCUCAACUCUACCAAGCCGCAUACCCACUGCGAGGAAUGCGAUCGCCAACUUGAACGGCGGGAGAGACGGCGCAGCAAGGAACAUUGCUGUACUAUGGUUUCGCGGACUUUUAUCACUAUUGCGUUGUUUUUGAUGAUUUUCGGCGUUGUGGCUGUGCUUGGUUUGAGGAAGAAGCAUUGA
Penicillium daleae is the source of this 354-nucleotide messenger RNA. RefSeq lists its product as uncharacterized. The transcript is spliced from 2 exons. Bases 1 to 354 code for a protein of 117 amino acids. Lineage: Eukaryota; Fungi; Ascomycota; Eurotiomycetes; Eurotiales; Aspergillaceae. The record is from RefSeq and is a predicted model, not a curated record.